AUGCCCGCGCGCAAGAGCACCGCCUCGGCCGCCGACGAGGAUCCUGGCCUCAGCGUCGAGGACCUCAACCUCCCCAAGACCAUGGUCAACCGCUUGGCCAAAGGCGCCCUUCCUCCAAACUUCAACGUCCAAAGCGUCGCUCAAUCCGCCGUCUCGAAGAGCGCUACAGUCUUCGUGAACUACCUUACUGCCCAUGCCAGCGACAUCGCCGCACGCCAGAACAAGAAGACAAUCCAGCCCAAGGACGUCCUCGACGCGCUCAAAGAGCUCGAAUUCGACAUGUUCAUCGACCGCACCAACAAUGAACUGAACAAAUACCAAGAAAUCCAAUGCACCAAACGCAACACCUACCGCCGCCGCGUCAAGGACGAAAAGCGCGCCGCCGAAUCCAACAACCCCCACGGCGACGACAGCACCAUGUCGCUAGCCGACACGGGUCCCAGUGCCGGUGCCGGUGCCGGCGCCGCCGGUGGUGGAGGUGCCAGCGCGGCGGCGCUCGCGACCGCGCUCGCGACCGCGACCGCCAACGGCGAGACCCACGACGGGGACGAGAACGGCGAGCGGGCGGCGAAGAAGGCGCGCGUGGAUGCGAACGGGGACCAUGACAUGGAUGACGAUGUGGGCGAGGAUGAAGGGGAGGAGGAGGAGGAGGAAGAAGAAGAGGAGGAAGACGAGGGGGAGGAUGAGGAGGACGAGGAGGAAGGAGAUGAGGAUGAGGAGGGGGAAGGGAAGGGCGAUCAGGAGGAUUUGUUGGAGGAGAAGGCGGCGAGAGAGGAUGAAGACGAGGCGUUGGAUGGGGAGGAAAGCGAUUAA
This is a messenger RNA of Diplodia corticola, 813 nucleotides long. RefSeq names its product cbf nf-y family transcription factor protein. The record is from RefSeq and is a predicted model, not a curated record. NCBI's taxonomy places the organism in Eukaryota, Fungi, Ascomycota, Dothideomycetes, Botryosphaeriales, Botryosphaeriaceae. Gene Ontology annotation, molecular function: protein heterodimerization activity; chromatin DNA binding. Gene Ontology annotation, biological process: heterochromatin formation; leading strand elongation; DNA damage response. Gene Ontology annotation, cellular component: CHRAC; epsilon DNA polymerase complex. Bases 1 to 813 code for a protein of 270 amino acids. The transcript has 4 exons.